AUGCUUGUUCCACCAGCUAGCUUUGGUAUUGCCGAAGAGGGCAUAUAUAGGUGUUCGAAAGUGGAAACAUUAAACUUGUCAUUCUUAGAGGGUUUGAACUUAAAGACAGUAAUAUUUGUUGGUGGUACGGAGCCAUCAAAAUUCUUUAAGGAAUUUUUCACUAGAUCAUCAAUUGAAUGGACUGCAAUUAGAACAGCAGAUUUUUCCACUGUGGGCUCGCCUUUGAAGAAUGAUUUAAGCCUUGUAUCCCCACACUCUUACCAAAAAAUGCAUUCAGAUGAAGAUACACAAUCUAGAGAAUCCCUAGGGGAAGAUGGAGAAUCCAUUCAUAGCGGGACAAGUUUAACUAUAGGAAUGAACAAGGUAAUUUCUCCCCAGAAGAUGGCAUAUCAUUUCUCUGAUAGUGAUGAUCUCAUGCUAAUAAAAAGUAAGAGCCUGCAAAGAAUUUUUGAAAAGUUACUAGAUAGAAAGAACUACAAUACACUGCUUGUGGACAAAACUUCUUUGGUAAUUGGCAUCCUGCGGAAAAUACAAAAAUGGAAUAUAAGUUCAAUUAUUAAUGAAUAUAGAUUAUUUGCUGGAAAGAAUAGAGGAUACUUUGCUGAAACUUUUCUUGAAAUGAUUCAAAUCAAAAUAGAACAAACAAUCGAAGAGCGCAGUUUGGAUGAACAACAAAUAGACACAAUUGUUAGUGAAGAGCAGCAACUCCCGUGCGUCGAACACAAGUCGAAUCCCGUUGAACUAGUUGAUGAAGACUUACUUUGCGACGAACCAGAGGUACCAGAGAGACAGCUACAUAUUGUUGAGGAAGCUGAAAGAAAAAAUAGAAUUAAAGACAUCCCAAGGGUAAAUAACAUAUUAAUAAGUGAUACGUCAACAUCUUCAUCAGAUCUGGGUAUAUUUGGUCACCGUUAUAGACUCGCUUUCACUCAAAAGGAGCAGGGCCAAUAUGAGUAUUAUAAGUCACAAGACGGUAAUGAUGAUAUAGAGACAGUCUGUCUCAAAAUUCCCAAAGAAAACGACUUGCCGGGCUGGUUUAAGUUCCAAAGAGAUUUAUGGGAACAAGAAAAUAUUCCUCAAAUACAUCAUUUUUAUAAAGAACAGAUAUAUAUAUAA
This is a messenger RNA of Nakaseomyces glabratus, 1116 nucleotides long. It is a transcript of the gene OCA4, whose product is annotated as Oca4p. Gene Ontology annotation, molecular function: phosphatase activity. Lineage: Eukaryota; Fungi; Ascomycota; Saccharomycetes; Saccharomycetales; Saccharomycetaceae. The record is from RefSeq and is a predicted model, not a curated record.